Messenger RNA from Penicillium diatomitis, 1227 nucleotides. Its product is annotated as putative chitin biosynthesis protein (Chs5). Gene Ontology annotation, molecular function: protein dimerization activity. Bases 1 to 1227 code for a protein of 408 amino acids. Lineage: Eukaryota; Fungi; Ascomycota; Eurotiomycetes; Eurotiales; Aspergillaceae. The transcript has 2 exons. Gene Ontology annotation, cellular component: trans-Golgi network; exomer complex. The record is from RefSeq and is a predicted model, not a curated record. Gene Ontology annotation, biological process: Golgi to plasma membrane transport; conjugation with cellular fusion.
AUGCUGGUCUCAUUGACUGUCGGCAAGGUCGAUGCGGGUGUCGCUGUUCUCUUGACUGAGGACAAUCGUCUGAUCGAGUUUCCUUCCGUUCUGCUCCCCGCCGGGAUCGCCUCUGGCAGCAUCGUUGAUAUCACAGUCGCGCGCAAUCAUGCCGCCGAAACCGCCAAUGCAACCGCCUUCCAAUCUCUCCAGAAACGCAUCUUGAAUACCUACGGCGUCAAGACCCCCUCGCCCCCCAUUCUACGACUACGCAAUGCCACUCAGACCUCCCUCGUCUUGGAGUGGGAUCCAAUCGACCUGGCCACAGCGUCCCUGAAAUCGCUAUCCUUAUACCGCAAUGGCUCCAAGGCCGGCUCGAUACCCCGCCCCCUCGAGACUCGAAGCACCAAGAUCAGCGGUCUCGCGGUCCACCAUGAAUACACAUUCCAUCUUGUGUUGCGCACGACGGCCGGCACCUAUCAGUCGGAGAAAUUGACAUGCCGCACGCACAAGAUGACCGACCUCUCCGGCAUCACCGUGACAGUCGGGAUCCUGGAUCCCCAGCGCAAGGAGGCCCUCGGUCACGCAUUGGAUCGCAUCGGUGGCAAGAUGAUUGACUCUGUGCGCAUUGACACAACUCACUUUGUCUGCUCGGAGGGACGGGGUCCGCUGUGGGAAAAGGCCGUUGAGAUGAAUAUCCCGGUGGUAGUGCCCGAGUGGGUGGACGCGUGCGAGUCCGAGGGGACCAUCGUCGGCGUUCGUGACUACUAUCUCAAUGCGGAUCCCAAGACGCGUAGGCUGGGCACGCUUCAUGGCUCCCACCAGCGUACAACAUCCACCAUGUCCACAACAUCCACCGUCAACCCGGGCCGCGCUAGCCUGCAGCCUCCUCCGAUUCAAGAAGAGGGCCCUGCAUCAACCGAACCGCCUCUCACGCCCUUCCCUGGUGGUGAUAUGAGCGGUCAACCGCAAGCUAAGGACGAUGAGGUCGGAUCUGACGAGGACGAUGAACUAGAUGUGCCUCCCCCGCCGCCACCGCCAAAGGAUGAGGUUUCUCAGCAGAAUGGGGUGGCUGAGUCGGGCCAAAAGAGCGGUGCAGACUCGGGCGACGAAGACAAGCUCUCGAGUAGAGAAGGCACUCUUCCACAGCAUAUGCCGGAGGGAGGGUCUCAGAACGCAGACCAUAACGGAACUGAAAAGGGCAAAGCUAAGGAAGGCGAGGAGGAUUUCAACGAAGUUCCUCUCUGA